GCCGAUUAUUGGGCCUUUAACACCCAACUGGUUGGGAGUAUUCUGAGCUUCGUCAUAACUCAAUAUGGCUAAAAUAUCCUUAGCUUUUUUUGUGUUCCUCGUGGUCAUUUUCGUUGUUGCUAUCUCAGAAAUGGCGACUGCGGACGACGAACCACAAAUAUGUGAAAAGAGGUCAGAUAUAGUUGCUUCUGCUACUAUGACUGUAAGAAGGUGCCACCUCCAAAACCUGGGUCACCACCUGCUGUUGUUGUCUCGCCGCCUCCUCCUGGUGGCGGGGGAUCCCCACCUUCUCCAGACGCCGGUGGAUCCCCACCUUCUCCAGACCAGGGUGGAUCCACACCGGCCUGCUGAUGGCAGGGAAUUGUCAGGUUGUGUCGUCGCAAUAACUGAUGAUAUGAUGCCCGCGCAAAACUGA
Molecule: messenger RNA, 415 nt
Organism: Lactuca virosa
Lineage: Eukaryota; Viridiplantae; Streptophyta; Magnoliopsida; Asterales; Asteraceae
Source: the annotation of a GenBank genome assembly